Molecule: messenger RNA, 961 nt
Organism: Macrobrachium nipponense
Lineage: Eukaryota; Metazoa; Arthropoda; Malacostraca; Decapoda; Palaemonidae
Exons: 4
Coding region: 184-738 (184 amino acids)
Source: RefSeq, a predicted model, not a curated record
CAUGGCAGACUGUUUAAGGGUGUCAGAGAGUGAUACGAUGGACCCUGUGGCUAAGAUAAGUUAGCAACCUCCCUUCACUGAAGCAGAGUUUUAUACAAUGGUGACAGAAAUGGCGAAAAGGAAGGCGGUAAUAGUUGGAAGUUUCUCAGAGAUGGGUGUGACAAGGAAUUUGCGAGAUGCUGCAUGGCAAGAGGUGGUGGUCCUCAUGAAAUUUUAGCUCUGAAACCUUCAGGGGAAGCUUUGGUAGGAUUGGGCCUACUGGAGCAAGAAGCAGUUGAGGGGUUGGCAGAUAUUGAUGACAGUGAGGACCCAGCUUCACCUUCUGCAGGUUCAGCCUUUUCUGUAUGGAAAGCUGGAUGUAGUACUUCAGCUGCUGCUAGCAAGCACAUGUCAGCAUUUCACAGCAUUGCAGAUGCACAACUCUUAGAGUUUGAUAUUGAUGAUGGCUCUGCAGAAGUGUUCGUCGCAGAUGAUAUCCCAAUAUCAAUUAUUGAAAAACACCAGUAUGCGCGGAGAGGGGAGCCAAGCCGCCCCUCAAGUAAAUGGAACCCUCACAGAGUGGGAAGACCGGGAGGAAGCUGCCUGCUUAGCGGCUGUAUCAGCCAGCUCAUUACCACUAAUUCCCACAUGCGAGGGAACCCAACAAAACUUCACACUGAUGUGUUUUCAAGAAUGCAGGAGGACCAGCCAAUCCUGCACCUCUUGAAUGAGUUGAUUAGAUGGCAUAAGCUUCUGUAGUGCAGAUAGAGAACUCUGGGAAUCACAAUAAAUAUAAGUCCCCCCAGUGCUACCUAUACUAAAAAUAAAUUUUUAAACUAAAAAUAGCAUAAAUCUCAGCAUUAAAAAUUUGAGAAGAAUUGAGAAGUUAAUAGGGAGGCCUUUUUUUAAUUGUUCUCUCACCGUUGCCAAUCUAGUGGAGCGUCACACAUACGCCGAUGCAUUUACAAACUGUUUCAAUGAA